AUGACUGAAGGAUAUAAACUUGGUGAUUUAGUUUGGGCUAAAAUGAAGGGUUUCAGCCCUUGGCCUGGCCGGGUGUCAAUUCCAACUCCAGAACUGAAACCUCCAAAGAAAGGUCUAAGUGUACAAUGCAUUUAUUUCUUCGGAACAAACAACUAUGCCUGGAUUGAAGAAAAUAAUAUCAAACCUUAUCAAGAGCAUAAGGAGCAAUUGAUGAAGUCGAGCAAGUCAUCUGCUUUUAAAGAGGCUCUCACUCAGAUAGAAGACUAUAUUGUCAACCCUGAGAACUUUGGAGACAUCGACGAACACGUGCGAAACUCUGAAGAAGAAUUCGACAAGCUAAAGGACGUGCUGCGAAAAGAGAGCACGGAGAGUGCUCCAGUGGAGGAAGCUACGCCUGAAGUGAAGAAAGAGAAAAAGAGCUCUACGCCAAAGAUACGUUUGGGUUCAAAGGUGAAGCCAAUCAAACGUUCUUCCUCUACGGGGCUGAAGGGUACCCCUCGCAAGAUGGCGAAGAGUUCCCGCUCGUUCACUGACACCGACCUGGCGAAUGACAAGCCGUCUAUGCUGAACCAUUCGUUCUCGAAGAAAUCCAGCCUUCUGCAGCGGCCAUCCAACAUCCUCAGACCUGAAACUCCUACCCUGGAUCUGGAGAAUGUAUCAGAGACACUUCUGGAGAAGAAUAUCAAGGCGAGUCAGAUGAAGUUUGGUUUCCUGGGGCUUGGUAUCAUGGGCAGCGGCAUAGUGAAGAAUCUGCUGAAUUCAGGACACAAAGUCUUAGUCUGGAAUCGCACGGCUGCUAAGUUUGCAAGGCACUUUGAGCGGACUAGAGGAUCAUAA
This is a messenger RNA of Leptosia nina, 837 nucleotides long. The record is from the annotation of a GenBank genome assembly. NCBI's taxonomy places the organism in Eukaryota, Metazoa, Arthropoda, Insecta, Lepidoptera, Pieridae.